Messenger RNA from Porites lobata, 14480 nucleotides. Lineage: Eukaryota; Metazoa; Cnidaria; Anthozoa; Scleractinia; Poritidae. The record is from the annotation of a GenBank genome assembly.
UAUCAUCCAUUUCAGUGCGGAGGUAACGUAACUAUCAACAACACUGGUGAAAUCACUAGUCCCGGAUUCCCAUUAAACUAUCCUAAUAAAGCAAACUGUGAGUGGAAGAUCUACGUGGAUAAAGGUUCGCGAAUAAAGCUAACCUUCAUGGACUUUAAAGUAAGUGAUAACUUAAUGAGGGAACAAUUUUUUUAAGUGAUUAGCAACGACAUUUAAAAUUCUAUUUUUAAAGUAAGCCGCAACUAUUGCAUAUGCGUGAAGAAACCGGGAAAAUUUUCAGGCUUGCCGAAAGUCAAACCCUUGACCUCUGCGAUACCGGUGAAGCGCUCUAACCAAUUGAGUUGGCAACCCAACUGCGAGAUGGUCAUUACCGUAUUUAUUCGAUUAACCGCCCUGGGCGCUUAUUAAAUUUUUGGACCUUGAGACGGGGCGCUUAUUCGAGGCUGGGCACUUAUUAAAUUUUCACCAUUUUCAGCAAGUGAAGUAUGUUUAUUUUGCAACAAAACAAUAAAUGCUAAUAACAAAACGCGAAGAAGUAACUAAGCAAGGUUUCUGUAAAAUACUCUGAAGAAAACUCCGUCCCUUGGGAAGUGUCCCAUUGGAAUUUAUUUACUCAAGUGGGUGUGGUGGGGGUAAGCGCUUAUUUGAUUUUGAUUAGGAGGAGGAGGGGGUGGGCGCUUAUUCGAGGCUGGGCGCUUAUUAACUUUUUCUGCCUUUAGGAUGGGCGCUUAUUCGAGGUGGGCGCUAAUUCGAGGUUGGGCGCUUAUUCGAAUAAAUACGGUAAAUUGGUUCGUAACCGCACACCCAGGAAAAGAUGAAGAUGAAAUAAUUGAUAUAUGAAUUUCAAAUAUUUAAACCGCGGAAUGAAUACAUAAAUGUAGGGAAGAUCCUCGCAGUUAAAGUGUCCCAACUUCAUAUCGAAGUCUGCAGGACAAAUACUCUUAUAUUGAAUUGGGUUUCGUAUCUGCGCGAUUUUAGGAGGUAUGGUAUUCGAAUUCAGCCAUUUUAUUAACACUAAGGUGCCCUUUUGAGUACUGUAGAUAAGUAGAGUUUUGGGCCGAUGUUAAAGUUUGAAAUUUAGCGUGACAAGGCCUGUAGUUAAUAAAGCCAUUGCAAAACCGUUCGCCGACUGUAUUUGAUAUCGUUGUCUUUAUGGCUUACUUCUGUACACGCUGUCAAAACAAGCUAAGGAAACGGAGAAAACGAUGAUGAUUCUUGCCGUUAUGCACUAAAGGUUCUAAACAACAGUCAGGAAUCCGCGGGGUUUUAACAUCAUCAACAACCAAAUUUUUGCACGCUUUCAGAAAGAAAAUUCCUUAUCUCUCAAAGACAUUUAAGAACGCUAGCCGCUACUGGGAACGGCGGACCAAAGUGCAGACUUUUAAAGUAGCAUCGACCAACUUAAUUCCUCGUCUACAUAUCGCUUCGGUUUCUUUACUUCACGUAGCGUGUUCCAGGCUCCGAGAUAGUCUGAGAAAGGGCAAACACGAAAAUAAAACAGGAGGCACUAUCUGAGAGCCUGGAACAGGCUAGACUUCACGAUGUUGAUACUCAUCUCCUGAUGGGUGACAAGUCUGCCUGACAUGUGCGACAGCAAAGACAAUCGCGCGGGCCUAGCCUUAACAGAAAAACAAAUGUCCGCCAAUGUGGGGAGAGACUUUGAUAUAUGCAUUGCGCACUCCGCUCCAUCUUAAUCACAAAUCACGAAUCUCCCAAUCCUAAGUUCGUGAGAAUAAAGAGUAUCUCUCUAUCUAAGGCAUCAGCUAACGCUCCAAAAUUUACAAGCCAUCAUACGCUGUUCUACACUCCCCAGAGGGGAGGGGGUUGGUUCCGGCAAACUACCAAAAUUUACAUUCAUGUGCUACACCUACAGAGUUAGGGGUUAGAAUUUUCAACUAAAAAAAAAAGGUAAACUAACGCAUUAGAGCUAGAUCAAGAGUGCUGGUUUCCUCGCUCUUGAUCCUGGUUUUGUAGACCACGCACCGUUCACACCUUGUUCAAGGCUUCCGGUUCAGAAUGAUACCUUGUUUUAGACUCGGGAUCCCGAAAACCGCACCCAGUUCAGUGGCGCAUCCCCGUUUAGGCCAGGCAAGGGAGUCCACCCGGCCCACCUUGGAUUACAGACGGAAGUUAAUUCCCUCCUUUCACCCGAUCUGCAAGAUAUACAGGUCGUCCCAAAAGUUCGUGCCUUUAAUUUCAUGAGCUAAAACUUUUGAUCAAAGCUUAACAUUGACACGAAAUUUCUCAAAGAUCUUUAUUGCUUUAUCGAGUUCAUGUAUUUAGAAGUUCAGUAACUGGCAUUGCCCCUUUGUUUUUUGUUUUUUUUUUUUUAUCACACUCUGUAGCAGUUGCGGCAGUGAGUGCAGGAGCCAUGUUGUGUAGCGUAUAAAGCCCCAGAUGAUUCAUUUUAAGCUUUUUUGUCACCUAGUAAGCAGGAGCCACUUGAGACCAGCUGAACGAUGCUUUGAAAACUGAGUAGAGGUUUUUUAUUGCCCUCUAAGGGGUCUCCAAACGUUGCUUUUCAUGAACCUGCUCCAAAAUUAGCUUGCCAUCUGUUGUGACAGCUACCUGAUCGUCGAGUUUCCUCUAUUGUACUUAACGUUCUUUCAAAAACCUGUUUGAGCGGUUUUAUUCCGGACUUUCCCCUCGUUUCUUGUCUUUAAAACCUUCAUUUCUCAGAUCAAUAACCAUCUUAUCACCCAACAUUCGGAUUUUUCCAUUUUUGUAGUAAUUUCGUUGACUGAUAAGCUAGUAAAUCGAAGUAUACAUGCUUAUGCUCUCAUAUAGCUGAACGUUUAUAAGUUAAGAGGGUUUAUCUUUCAUGAUAUUCACAAACAACAGAGAAGGAGUUCGAGCAAUUUGGGCUACAAAGUACAAAAAAUAUGUGGCGGGAAAACAUACUCGCACAAGCGCACUUGUUGAGCAGUACACAAAUCGAAUAUUAGAGUCAAAAGAUGGCACAAAAAGUAUAAAAUACUUAAUUAUAUUGAAAGAGACUACUUUAGAUUAAACGAUUUGCUUACCAAGUCCAAUCGUACCGCAUUAUAGAUUUAUAGAGUAGAGGAACGAACUUUUGGAACACCCUAGCUGUAUAUGUAAUUAUAUAAUUACUACUCGCUGAUCGCGAGUAACGUAUGUUUUGCUUCCUAGGUGGAAUCAUGUCCGUAUGAUUAUUUGGAGGUUUUUAAUGGUGACACAAAAGAUAUAAAGAAACGUGUGGCUAAACUAUGCGGAAGUGAGUUACCUGAUCCUAUCGAAUCCAGUGGCAACACACUCAUCCUAACGUUCUCUUCAGAUUACGCAUUUGGCUACAAAGGCUUUAAGCUGCAUCUUACAAAAACAGGUGUGGCACUAGCUAGUUUUGUUAGUACAUAUCAAGAGUAAUGAGAAUUAUUCUCUCUGUAUAUAUUUAUCCUGAUGUAAUUAGGCAUUUACAAUGUGGUACUGAGCAAGUGACUGCAAAACGCCGGAUAAGCAAUAGUUCCUACAGUGAACAUAGACUGGAGAUCAGAAAGAAGUUGCGGCCACACGAGAAUGCGAUACGAGAGGUUUCACCUGUAAGCUUUUACCGGGAAUUAUUAUUAUUAUUUUUUUUUUUAUGGAUAAGAAGUCGCUUUAUUGGACAUGGACAUGGAGGUUCGACAUUGUGUAUAUUUCCAUACUGUCAAUCUUACGUCUUUCAGCUCCAUUGUGUGGCCCAGAGGGUGCUUUUGCGGAUUAUACCUUCCUCAUAGAUGCUUCAAGCAGUAAUCUCCCAUCGGAAUUUGAUAUUUUAAAAACGUUCGUCAAACGAGUGAUAGACUUUCUUCAGAUUGGACCCAAUCAGACCCAUGUUGGUGUGAUUGAGUACAGCAAGGGUGCUAGUUUGCAGCUCAAUUUUUCAAGAUCCUUUGACAAACGAGAAAUCAAGAGCUUUGUGGAACAAGUGCCCCAUACUGCAGGUAUCACUCGGAUCGAUUUGGCGUUGAAGGUUGCUUCGGAACAAUUAUUCACACCGCAAGAAGGAAUGAGAGACGAUUCAAGAAAGGUAAAGUUAAGCAGCUAUCAAUAAAUUCACCAUGAUUUUUCUUAAAUCCCCAGGUAAGUGUGAAACGGUAAUUUAUUAUUCCUUCUAAUUUUCCAAAACAUGAACCCAAGGACUGCAGAAGGAUUUUAUGUCGAGAACAUUUUCUAAUUUUGUGAAGUAUUUAUAUUGAAAAGAAAGUGCAUUUGACAGUUAUCGUUCAAAGAGAUACAAACUUCUAAAUUAGGUAAUGGGUGAAAGGGGUGCCAUUUGUCAAUAGAAGGUAUACUAAAGGGGUACCUUUUCUACCAAAAAUGGUAUGGGUGAAACGGCAAUUUAUUGUUCCUUCUAAAAUUCCAAAACAUGAACCCUUCUAACAUUUGAUGACCUGAUGUGCGCACCACAUCGUAUUGAGAAAAGUUUCGUUCCCUUAGUUGUACUCGAACAACAACAAAUCAACAAAAAUUUUAUUCCACAUAGUUCAGAUACAACACUAAUUAAUUACGCACUCAGAUAAGAUUACAGGAAUAUUGAGAAAUCGGAAAAAAGUUAAACACACCAUAAAAGUAAACACAGUCAUUUUUAAAUAAAAACGUUGCACCGUAACAAUUUGCCAACAGAAAACAAAGGAUUGUGCACUGUCACGGUGCUUUGAACCCUUUCUGAUCGCAACACUGAUGGUAACGCUUUUUCUAACAUUUGAUAACUAUGUUUGAUUUGAUGCAUGCACCACAUAGUAUUGAGAAAAGUUUCGUUCUCUUAGUUGUACUCGAACAACAACAAAUCAACAAAAAUUUUAUUCGACAUAGUUCAGAUACAACACUAAUUACACACUCAGAUCAUUGAUUACAGGAAUACUGAGAAAUCGGAAAAAAAACUUUCCCGCCGAUAAUAGCAUAAAAGGCUAGUCGCCAGAGGCGGGAGAAAGAUGAAAACAAACUUACGGUGAUGAAAUAAGACAAUUCAAAGUAGACAGACUACAAAUUAUAUUAACUGAGAUAACUAUACAAUAAGGUUAAAUAAGAAAAUUAAAUGAAAAAAUUUCCUUUCAGAAAAAAAAGAUAAAUGAAUAAAUAAUAAAAUAGCCUUUCCAAGGCUAAGAUAAAUCAUGCUAAAGUAAUUGAGCAAUUGGGAGACUUCAAUAUGGUCAUUUUCAAGCUCUAAAGUUUCAAGAUUCGGAACUUGGAUUUACCAAGACAUCUAACAGCAAAGUAGGUUGAGUUUGUGAGAACGCUAUUAAGAACUCUUCUGUUGAACUACCAUUACCUACAGGCGACAUUAUGGACCUACUCAACCUCUGUUUGACUUCAACGUACUUUCAGUACAGUAGUAAGAACAAUUACAACACGGACUUUGUUAGACGGAACACUCACAGUAACACUGAUUGCAACGUUCAGACCAACUCUGGCCCUGUUACGACAGCGACUAUACCGUACAUCAGAGGCACCUCUGAAACUAUUGCACGUAUAUUACAACCUUACAAUAUAUGUGUUGCACACAAACCGAUAACCACUUUACGGCGACUGAUUACUAAGGUCAAGGACAAAGACAAACUGGAGGACAGACAGGGAGCAGUAUACAAGAUAAAUGCUGCGACUGUCAGGCUUCUUACAUUGGUGAAACCGGCAGAAACCUAAGCAAGCGACUGACCAAACACAAACGAGCGACGAAGAAUGGUGAGGUCAACAAUCACAUUUCUGAGCACCACUUAAAGACGAAACAUCAAUUUGACUGGGACUCUGCGACAUGUAUAACGUAUUCUACAGACUGCUAUCAACGUCUUACUUCAGGGGCACCAAACGGCAAUUUUCGGGAAAAUAUCUGUUCGGAAGACGAUUUGAGAUCUAGAAUUUUCGGAGCAUUUGUUGUAAAAUUUCUUGCUUGCCUACCUCUCCUAGGAUUUUCGAACAUCUACAAAAUGGCAUAAUUACCCAUUUUUAACGGAUUUUGACCCUAAAAAAGGCCACCUAGAAUUUUCGGGAGCCUUUUCGUGGCUGAAAUUUUCGAGAAGGAAAAUUUUGAUCCCUAUAAUUUUCGGACCACUAGACUUUCAGCUAGGAAAUCCGAACAGAUGAAAAGUUUUUAGGGGAUAAAAAUAUGCCUAUAUCUACCGUUUGAAUACUAAAAUACGUUUAACAAUGCUAUGUUACGUGGUUUUGAACUAUAUUCUCGUUGGGUGCCCCUGUUACUUUAGAAAGCUGGUUUACUAACUUAGAACAAACGCCACUGAAUCGUAGCCAACAGUUACAAACGACUUAUUGACGAGAUCAAGCAAAACUAACUACGAAAGAAUGACGAUUUGACUAACAAUAGACGAGUGUUUAACUGUGACAAUAGACGGAUCGAAACGCACCAAUUACUGAUUACGAGUCGUCAUAACCAAUAACAUCACGGCUUGACCAAUCAGAUCAAUAACCAGAGUAUGAUACCGUCAACUGACGUGAUACAACUCACUUUGACUCUGAACAUGACUACCGCACAGGUUUUCGAAACGUCAGUCACUGUCAACAACAACAGUCCUAUUCAGGACUACGUUCACCCGGACGAUCAAACUCAACCUACUUUUGAAAUGACUCCUGGGUUCAAACCUUUCACAGUUUUACAUCUAACAAAGUAAGGGAUAGAGUUCCAAAUCGAAAAAGAAAAAGAUUUUUUUCAUUUGCUCAGUUUUGGAAGUUUCACGUAGAAGCAUUCAUUUGACGAUGAUCUGGUGUUAUAAUUUUGAAUCGUACUGGUUUUGGUGAAUUGGCUAAGAAUGUUAGUCUUGGGACGGACUGCUCAUGAAUGUCAUGCAUACAUUAAAUAACGUACAUGUUUAAAGAAUGAAAAGGACAAAGGAAGUCAUUUUGCUUGGACAAAAAAAAGGAACUGCAUGUUCUCGAGCAUUACCAAGCGAAAAGCACGUUUUUGCAGUACCAAUAGCCUCUUAGAAUAUAAGGUUCUCUUUUCGAUCUGUUGGCUGGCAACCAAUUUGAUGUGCUAUUUUUUUAGGUCAUGGUUAUUCUUACGGACGGGAACCAAGCUGGAUUUGACCUUGUUCCUGAUCAGACACCUCUUGAGGUUGCAAUACAACCAUUCAAGGAUUUGGGUGUCAAGAUUAUUGCGAUUGGUAUUGGAAGUGUAGACAGGGAGCAGCUGGAAACUUUGGUCACCGACCCCAAUGAUAUUCUACAGCCAAAAAAUUUUCAAGAACUCUUGACUUUAGUGAAGACUACGGUUAAAAAGAGCUGUGAAGGUACGUAUUUAAAUAGUUAACUCCAUAUUGGCGCCUCGGCCCUAAAAAUCUGCUUUUGACGGCUAAAAGAAAAGAGAAUGGAUUGGGAGCUUUCUGGUCCCUCCCCUCCCCGCUGAUGAAGAUGCGAACACCUGCAAAUACAGCAUUCGGUAACAGCGAAAAGUGUCAAAGAGUACAAUAAGACUGGGAGACCCAUUACAAACGAAAAGGGGGUUAGCGUCUAUGAAUCCUGUUUCUUAUUCAUUUUUGGGCAAACGAUUUUAGUAUAAACCGAACAAGCUGCAUUUCCAAACAGACGAGUGAAGUCCAAAAUCCGUCGCGCUUGCAGCAGCAGUGAAGAAACAAAAAAGCUCUGGCUAAGGAAAGGCGCAUUUUACAAAUGGGUCAUAUUUUGAGGCCAAUAAUAUCUUCACUUAAUCGCGAGAGGGAAUAGGUUACGCACAAGUAAGCUCCUAGCCUCCCCUCCCCCCUCUAGCCUCUCCCCUCUCCGAACGGAGCGCCACAUCAAAGGGUCAAAUUUUGUCAAGCGCUGUGGCGUACAUUACAGCUAAUUCACCAAUUAAUUGUUCUUCACCCGUGACAAUGUGUCAGUACAAAGCGGCAGUAAUAUGAUUGCCUUGUUCUGUUUACUAGGUGGGAACAGCCCCAGUUUGUUGCCUGGUCUGUGAUGAUGAACAUGAGUCGACGGUCACCGGUUCAGUAAACAACGGCAGAUGAAUCAUGCAUAAACCGCAAAUGCCUUAUAGCUUGCCAGUUUUUAAAAAUUGUUUUAUACUUUUUCAGUUGUCAGGAGCAAAGCUAGCCUUAUAUUAGCCUUAUAUUAGUGUAAUCGGCUCCUGUCUUUAGAGCAAAUUCCAUUUUUAAGCCGCAGAAGUUGUAAGAAAUAUGCAACCUCUUUCCCAGGGUCCUCUCCUACUCGUCUCCCGGAGCGAGAGAGGAGCCUUGGGAGGGAGGCCGGGAAAUAGACUCUGAUGAACUGGCCUCGACAUAGACCACGAGUAGUCCCCAUUUUUCCUCAGGGAUAGUAGAGCGAGCGAAACGCGAGCGAGCGUGAAAAAAACCCCAAGCGAGAAAGGCGAGACGCGGUGGUUAGAAAGAAAUUUCAUUUUUGUCUCUCUCCACCACGUCUCGCCUUUCUCGCGUGGGGUGAUUUUCACGCGCUAUCGCGUUUCGCUUGCGCUACUUUCCCUGAGGAAAAAUAGGGACUAAUCGUAGUCUAGCCUCGAUAGGUACCGGGGAAAGUGUAUUAUCUGUCGGAUACAACACAAUCGUUUCACGCAAAUGGCAACAUUUCUGAAAGUGAUGAUAAUUCAGUAAUGGUACAGAUAAUAAUAAUGAUGAUGAUAACUGUGACAGUUUGUUAUAAAGCCAGAAUUAUUAUACUUGGGGAUUCAAUUCUAAUAACUACAAAUGAUUUUGAAUUUUAAUUUUUAAUUUUAUCUCAAUGAUUUUUCUUUAUAAGCACUUCUGUCAAUAAAGCUUGCUUUGCUGUUGUUGUUCUUGUCUGUGAUUACAUUUCGUGGUUAAAGUGCCUCCAGUGAUAUGAACAGGCUGACCUUAUGUCGAGGACAUGAAGGAGCCUUUAAAAUACCAAAUUUUAAAAUUGAAAUACUAAACUGAACCUUACGGCGGGAGAGUGAUAGAAAAAAUAAAACAACAAAAAUUAAAUGGAUAAUUAUAUUUGGCAAAUAUGUUCCACUGUGUUAUUUUUGUUUUCUUUAUUUAUUUUUCUAGGCUCAUCUGCCGCAAGGAUCAGUUUACUGUUUUAAUUUUGAGAUUUGGUAUUGAAGAUUUUACUGAUCCACAGAUCUACUAAAGAUCCGCUGACCCUCAUACCCUCACUGGUUUCUAACGGUAUACUUUUAGGUACUUAGAGCUUUUGGGGCGAAAAAGAAACUCCCCUCUUUCUAUGAUGGUAAUUGAAACGGGAAAACCUUAACUUCAUCAAAGGUUAAAAAUACCAUUUCGGGCAGGUUACUUGUCUGAAAAGAAUUAGAAGAGGAGUUAACCCGUUAAAACCGUUUCUAGCUACGACACUCAAAAUUCGAAUUAUGGGACUUUAAAGAUACAGUAUUAUAGUGUAUCCCCUGGAACCAUACCUUUCCUUAAUAAAACGAUCGACUUCUUUGAUUUAUUUUAUUGCAAAGUAAGCUGUUUUUUUCGGUAACAUAAACGUUUCUUAAUGGUCCAAUUCUCGUAUCAUCUUAGAUUUUCGUCUUUUGACUUAAAAACGCUAAUUUUUGGAAAACAAAAACUGAUCACCUGACCGUGUUAUUACAAAAUUUUUUUUCACUUUUAAUUAGAUUCGACAAUACAGACAAUUACGUUAAAAUCAUCCCAUAUCCAACAAGCGCGAGUGGAAUAAUCGUUUUAUUAAAACGCCUACAGAAUAUCGCGAAUUCUUCCCGACUUUAUUUGUAAAAACCGACUAUUUUCAGCUUGUUUUUAAUUUUAAGCAGACGCGUACAGCCGUUACCAAAUUUGGAGAGCAUGGUAUAAUGGCUCAUAUACCCGCAGGUAGCCCAAGCUCGAAAUAUGAGCAUCGGCGAGCAUCGGCAUUGUUGCGUAACAUUCAAAAUACAAGGAUUUGUAUGGGAAAAAACCUAUCGUUUCUGUAACCUACGAAAAUGAAAGGAUUUCAAUAAAAAACAGCUUGCCUUACUUAAAAUGUGUGUUACGUCUCUCCUGUGGGGUCCACGGGCAGAUUUAUGGCCGUUUUAUGGGUUUUUAUGUAAACGGUUUUCUGUCUAUAUAAAGGUUUACCAAGGUGGGCACCAACUGAUUGUUGUAUUGCAACAAAGGAAAUAGGAGACGUCUGCACGCAGGCAAUACGCUGUAAAGAAUCUAAAGAAAUUAAGACUAAGAAUCUAGAACUAGGUUCGAACAAUGAGCCGCAGCCCUAAUCUGAGUUGCUUCAGACGCAGAACAGUUUCCCCCACUUCAACAACAACAAAAAAAACAACAACAACAACCACAAGAAAAAACAAAUAAAACUUUUCAUGUACACGGGUACAAUGACACGAGCCACGUUCUUUGAAAGCAAAAAUAACUGAACUAAUACUAGCCCUGAGUAUAAUUUCCCGUUUCCGAUGACUUUAAUGGCAAGGCCGGAAAUAGUCCUGAAGUGGUGUUUAUCGCUAUAUGCUGAGUCAUGCACUAUCAUAUAAUUUGGCCCACCCUACAAGUCCUUCUGUACUGUAUCUGAAACAUAUACCUUCUUAUGUAACAGAAAUUUUUGUCGUACGUUUGUUAGUACGGCGGGUCUUUCAUAUGGAACACAGAGGAUGCGUGUCGUCUGCGAUGUUUUGUAAACCACAUUUCCGUUUCUGUAACACUUCAGCUUUAGUCUGGACGGAACGGAAAAAUUUUUAGGCAUACGGGCAACACCCAGAAAAAAUAAAGCAGGCUAAAAAGAAAAGAAAGAAAGAAGUUUCGAUGACAUCUACUUUACGUGCUUUAUAGAAAUUAAAACUGGUACAUAAUUAUUUGGCUGUCAUGUUUGUUACUGAGUUAGGGGUUGAUAUUAGAAAAAGGCUCGAUCUACGCCCACGAGUUUCGCGGUACCUACAAAGGGUUCAAUCCAAUGUUCCUCAGUCAGCAGUGGUUUUCUCUUGGUUUUCCUCGAUGAUAUCCUGUUGUCUUGCGGUUAUAAGACAUCUUUCUCUAUCUUAGACCUUAGACUACAGAGCUUUUUGUUUCAUCCCAGUACACUGCAAAGCUACCUUUGCAGUCUACUAACCUACAAGGCCCUUUGAAGAGACUAACAAAGGUACAACAUUCGAAAAAAGCCUUUAGGACCUUUAGUCUCGAAAACUCACAGGCAAGAUUAAACUUGACUGCUUUUAUAUGGCGAUGCUCUGAAUUUUGCAAAGGAUCGGCUAAAUACACCCAUAUGUUGGUUGUUAUGAGUCAUCCGAAUUAGUGAAGAGUUUUACAUGUACUGAUCUGUCGGUCUGCAUGAGCUUUUGGUUGACGCCGAUGAAACAAAACCUGAUUUAGCUCGGGCGGAAAUCCGUCACUUAAAAGCGAACAGCGCCCUAUCGGAAUGAGUCACGUUGGCUGGGUAGAAAAAAAAUGGUGAACAAAAAACAGACAAUACCAUAAGCAAUCCAGUCUUUAUUUAGGAGUUGCAUGCGAAGGACAGAGCACACAACAAGGUUUGAAUUCCGAGGGUGAAGAAAAAGUGACAACCGCCCUGUCAGAUUACUAUCGAGAGCUCACGAAAGUACGGUAAGCCGUUUGCCUGUUAUGCCUACAAUGUCGCACUUUAGCCGCUCCACGUAGAACGUGCCCACGUCUACAGUUAGAAAAGUGAUUUAAUGAUCGCUAUUUCCUGCGCAAGAAACUGCACUGUCAGAGUGCCGGCUGUCCAAUAAAAGCCAUUAGAAAUACAAGCUCCUUUCAAAGGUAGAACCAUCUCAGUACACAGCAUAGAUGAUUUGUUACCUUUCGUCUCUUGUUAUGAAGAUCAGGCUGCAGAAGUUUAAAAGGUGGUUAACAAUAUCGAUUGGAUGAAUUUCUAUCCACUGGAUAGUGAUUUAUCCGUUAGAUACAUGGCACUAUCCUUCUUUUGAACACCUGGGGCCAGAUCCCACUGCAUUUUUACUGCACUGCGUCUUUAAAACAUGAACUAUCUCACUAACGGCGAUGUACUAAACCUGUGGGAAUUCAACACAAAACAUUGCAGAGAUAAAAAUCAUAAUUUUAUAAACAUUAUCUAGGGGCUUGAAGGAAAGACUGCAGCAGAUUCCGAGGCUGGAUAAAAGAAAAAUAUUUCAUUUGUUGGUUAAUUAUAAACAAAUCCCAUCCCUCCGCUCUGCUAGUACCUGAUUGGGUAUCCUACAUAGCUUCAAAGUUUUGAUCACUUCCAAUGUACUUUUGGCUUUGUCAUUUCCGUUGAGUAUGAUUAUCGCAGUAAGUAAAACCCCCGGGAGGUACUCACCGAAGUUUUAUACGAGGAGACUCCGCUCCGAAGUCCAGCCCCUUACCCUUUUAUGUAACGCUUUUGACAGAGAAGAAACCCCCUUAGUUUACUCCUUCUAUUGACAAAUGGUACCCUUUUUCCAUAACUUAUUUAGAACACUACGUCCCCUUUAACUGCUUUAAAUCAGUGCUCAGUCUAAAAAGUUUUCUUGUUCUUUCACAUCCAUAAAUUGAGUCUGCAAGCCCUUUUUGGCCUAGCCUAGGACCAGGCUCCGCAUUGGGGGAAAAAGGACAAAAAAAUCGCUGUGGGCGAAAAAAAAAAAAUCGGCUAAAGAAGCGAGCCGAGAGUUAGUCUGCGGGAGGGGAAAGGGUGGCAAAAUGACAGAUUUCCCUACCCUUUUAUUCACUUCAACUGAUGAAAUCCCUGCCCUUUUAUAUACCUGAGGCCUGAAAAAGGUACCCAUUUCGGACGGAGCCUCCCCGUAUGGGCCGUUAUGGGGAGUACCCCCUGGGGCAAAUCCGAAGAGUCCACGGGUUUUUUAGUAUAUUCCUCAUCAGAAACUGUUUUUUUUUUUCUAUCUUUUUGUGUAUUGUAUUAAAAAAUAACCAGUAACCAAAAUCUCUAUACGAUACAUCCUAUACGCGAUCUAAAUUUAAUAGAACGGAAAAAGUGAACAACUGUUCCUGUUCUAGCACCUUAUCUUGAAUCCCGAGAUAUGAUCAUCAACUUCAAUUUCAAACUUUGUCUUCUCGAAAACUUCCUUUUCUUCAAGAGAACCCUCCAUGCAAGAUCUGAUAAAAAUCUGAUAAAAGACAUUCUUUCAUAGCAAGUGCAAUGCGAUUACUCACACGGUCAGGUUAGCAAACUGUUUAAGCUGACCGUGCGAAGAAUCAUAUAGUAGUAUCUAGUUUGCAAAUCGAAGAGUUAAGCAGAUGAGUCUAAUUUAUCUACUGAAUAACUAUUUAUCUGUUGGAUAAAUGUUUUAAAGAUAGCGAUAACGACCAAAAUUAGUAUAAAUUUUACCAUGCAGCGAAUUACGCAUCUCUUGGGUGUGGCAUGACGACAUCAAGGGCUUUUUCUACCCUGGGGGCAAGUUUAAAGGCAAAGUCCUUUUCUUAUCCGUAUCCGGUUUUGAAACGUAUUAAUCUUAAUUUACAAGCAGCUGUUAUUUUUGCGAGUCAAUCUGUUUUGAUGAUAUAUAUCCGGCUCUAACCGUUUGUAAGCCCAGCUGGGCCGGGCCGCUCAUAAAAUUUAUACAGUUUUAUUUUGACUGAAGAGGAAUACACUUAACUUUUAGAAUAGAUAAGUGAGAGAGUGAGGUUGUAUCUGCAUUCUUUGUUGUUAUCACUCUUUGAAGAACGUCAUCUAUGAUUUCAGACUCUUUUCAACUAAGACAAGGCAAUUGUUUGAAUUGAAUCUAGAACCUUUUCUUGCAAACUUAAGUUAAAACAAUCUCGUCCCCAGAGCUUUUCUCGCCAGAAAUGGGGCAUUUCCCCAAGGGGAAAACCCUGGUUUACAAGGUUGAGUUAAGAAUUGCGAAUUUAAUAAUUGCACUGAAAAAUAUAUAACUGAAGAUUGUUUUAGAAGAAAAUAGAUAGGAGAGUUUCGUAACACAGGCCUAGAACCGAAAAAUGUCUUGAUGUUAAUAAAGUUGAAUUGAAUGAGAUUUAAAAUUCGACUGAGAAAAGUUUCAAUAUCAUCCAUAUAAAUCCGUUUGGCCGUGACCUUGAACAGUUUGCCUAGUAAAUUACACAAUUGAAAAGUAUAUUGGGCUCACAAAAAAAGGUAUAAAAAGGCACGAGCUGUACCUAAACACUACAGAUUUAGCGUUCAUUCUUCCAUUCACCGCAUUUUUUUAAGGCCGGAAGUAUUACGUUAUGGCGGUUUUAAACUUCCUAAGGGGCGACGCCUGUUUUUGAUUUCAUAGUCGUGCUGCCUCUCAUACCAUGAAAUAAACAAUAUUUUGCUCAAAGAGAUGCCAACACAACUCUUAAAGUCAAGAAAAUUCAGAGAAUUUUUUUAACAAAGUAUUUAGGAACAAGAGAAUCAAGCGAAAGAUCUGCCGGUCUGACAGUUUACAUUCGGAAAGUUACGCUAGGACAGGUAGAAUUUUUUUCUCCGUGGACUCUGGCCACAGUUCAAGGGCGACUCUGUGUGGAUCUCCUUUUCUGCCUGCGACCCAAAACAAAUCACUGUUUAGUCUCGCUGGUGUCGUCCUGAAUCAGUGUCAAUUUCUCUCUUAAUCAUCAGAGAAGAUUUACAUUCUUUGCCUGAUUAAUUUUUGGGAACAAGUAUUUAAGUCUUUACAAAUAAUCUAG